This is a messenger RNA of Atta colombica, 6819 nucleotides long. RefSeq names its product protein crumbs (gene crb). Bases 250 to 6780 code for a protein of 2176 amino acids. Gene Ontology annotation, molecular function: calcium ion binding. Gene Ontology annotation, biological process: establishment or maintenance of epithelial cell apical/basal polarity; heterophilic cell-cell adhesion. The transcript is spliced from 19 exons. Lineage: Eukaryota; Metazoa; Arthropoda; Insecta; Hymenoptera; Formicidae. Gene Ontology annotation, cellular component: plasma membrane; protein-containing complex. The record is from RefSeq and is a predicted model, not a curated record.
UGCAGUCUCGUUCGGCGGGCGUUCGUCGUCGGUCGAAACUGGUGCGCGCGCGGGUGCGAAGGUAAAAGAGUGGAGACCAGAAAGAGGAGAACCCAUCUCGGAGCGGGAAGUUAUUAUUUUCUUUUUUUUUUUCCACGGCGUGUGAAAAGAGUACGAGCGGAAAAAAUACAGGCAGAAAGAGGAGAAGUAGGAUGUUGAGUGCGUGAGAGAACGAGAAGAAGGAGCCGAAAAAAGAUUCGGAGCCGGAAAAUGCGGACGCGACACGUCGUGGCAGUUCUGGCCACUUUGUUGGCUCUUACUCACGAAGCGCCUCAGAAUCCCAAACAUCAAAAUUACGAGGAGCAUCCUCGCGAGGCUUAUUUCAACGGUUCGGCGUUCUUGAAAUUGAGUUCCUUCGUAUCGGUGCACCGUCACAGUGGUCUCAGCUUCCGCACGUGCGAACCUGGUCGACUAUUUCUACAGAAGUACAAUGACAAUUCGAUCAGUCUCGAAGUGACACCCGAGGGACUGCUCUUUGUGGCUGUCGUUGAUCAGCAGAGAUAUCGAGCCAGGCUAAACGCCAGACUACUCAACAACGUCUGGCACAGCGUUAACUUGUUUUUUAGACUCGGCAAUCUCACCCUAAAUGCCGCCGGUCACACUCAGAUGGUUGCGAAUGCGACUUACAAUUCCGCCAUUCUAACGCUUCCUGACUAUGAUGUGAACAAUUCGCUCAUAGUCGGCGAAGGAUUCAGAGGUUGUAUCUUGCAAGGGCCUGGGAUUCUUUUCAACAACAGCAUUAAUAGUGGAGCCGUUUUUGGACCCUGCCUGUUGGAUAUCAAAGGAUGUGGAACGAGCGGCCUCGGCACAGGGGUCACUUCCGCCACAAUGGCCACUAUGGAUUUCUGUCACCAUGAGCCAUGCAUGAUGCAUGGUAAAUGCGUGUCGCGACAGGAUCGCUACGAGUGCCACUGUUACGCCCGAUAUUCCGGCAACAACUGCCAAAUUGACAAUGGUUCACCUUGUCAGAACACACCUUGCCGCAACGGUGGCACCUGUAGCGAAGAUGUACGCGGUGACUUCAGUUGUAGCUGUAAGCCCGGUUUUACUGGCAACUUUUGCGAAUCUCAAUUGGGAGUACGAUUAUGCGAGCAGAAUCCAUGUAGAAACGACGGUAUUUGCAUGGCGCUAACAGACAGCGAGUACAAGUGCCAGUGUCAGCCUGGUUGGACUGGAAAGAAGUGUGAAAUUAAUAUCAAUGAAUGCGCUUCGAAUCCGUGCAAAAACGGUGGCAUCUGCAUCGACGGAAUCAAUAAUUAUACGUGCAGAUGUGAUAGAACUGGCUAUGAGGGUCUCAACUGUGAUGUAGACAUCGACGAAUGUGAGGCAAAUCCAUGCUUGAAUAACGGCAUAUGUUAUGAUUAUUAUGGUGCCUAUAUCUGCCACUGUCCGACAGGCUUUGAGGGUCAGAAUUGCGAGCUUAAUCUGAACGAGUGCUUGACCGAACCCUGUGCUAAUGGCGGUAAGUGCGUCGACGACGUGGGCACUUACCACUGUGAGUGCCUCCCAGGAUUCACCGGUCGUCAUUGCGAACUGAGAGGUCUCUGCGAGAACGCAGCCUGUCCGCCUAACAGCAUCUGCGUGGAGGAUGCUCAUGGACCUCAGUGUGUCUGCAAUCCCGGUUUUAUGGGUAAUCCGCCUAAUUGCACUGUCAACUACUGCGCUAGCAAUCCUUGCGCCAACGGUGGCACUUGUACUAGCGGCAAAGAUGGUUUCAAUUGCACCUGCUUACCUGAAUGGAGAGGAAAGAAUUGCCAGAUCGAUAUAGACGAAUGUCUAUCACAACCAUGCCAGAAUGGUGGUAUCUGUAUCGACCGUGUUAAUGGAUAUAUCUGCAACUGCACUAGAGAUUUCAUGGGUGAUAAUUGCGAACGGGAAUAUGAUGCAUGCGUCAUAAAUCCUUGUCAAAACAAUGGUACCUGUAUGCUGAUGCCAAGAUCAAAGAGAGAAUUCGUUUGUGAAUGUCCACACGGCUUUGAGGGCAAGGUAUGCGACGUGAAUAUCGAUGAUUGUAUAGACGUGAUGUGUCCAGAUGACAAGAUUUGCGUUGAUGGUAUCGCUAAUUACGAAUGCAAAUGCCGCGAAGGCUACAGAGAUCCCAAUUGCACACUGAUCGUGGAUCAUUGUGCAACGAAGCCGUGCAACAAUAACAGCACGUGCAUCGAUCUCGGUGAUCACGGUUUUGAAUGUAAAUGUAUCGAAGGCUUUCAAGGUCAGUAUUGCGAUCUUGAUGUAAACGAAUGUGAGUUGCACGGCAAUUCUCUAUGCAAUAACGGGAUCUGCAUUAAUACUGAGGGUAGCUACAACUGCUUUUGCCGGCCGGGCUUUUCCGGCGAUCAUUGUGACAUCAAUAUCGAUGAAUGUUUGUGCGGUCCUUGCAAGAAUAAUGCUACGUGUCUCGAUGGUAUCAACAUGUUCCAGUGUCUAUGCCAACCAGGUUAUACUGGUAAAACCUGCGAGAUAGACGUGAACGAGUGCGACAGUAACCCGUGCCACAACGGGGCACAAUGUGUCAAUGGUAUAGCAUCGUACACGUGCGUAUGCCCGGUUGGAUUUCUCGGUAUUAAUUGCGAGAUCAACGUCAACGAAUGCGAAUCAUCACCUUGUAUGAAUCAAGGAAAGUGUAUCGAUGGCAUAAAUGAUUACACUUGCGAUUGCAGUGAUACUGGUUUUGAGGGUCUACAUUGUGAGAAUAAUAUCGACGAAUGUUUGCCACAACCGUGUGUAAAUGGUGGACUGUGUCUGGACGACAUCAAAAGUUACAAAUGCCAAUGUUAUACCGGCUACAUUGGUAAGAACUGUGAAGUAGAUGUAAACGAGUGUGAGAGUUCGCCCUGUCAAUAUAAUGGCACUUGUCUUGAGCGAUCAAACAAAAACCUUUACAAAAGUGAGGCUCUAAACUUACCUGCGAUCUUUACCCAAGAAUUCAAUUACACCAAUGCCAGCGGAUAUGAGUGCCUCUGCGUCCAAGGUGUCACCGGCAAGAAUUGUGAAGUGAAUAUCAACGAAUGUGACAGCAAUCCCUGUGGUCCAGGUACCUGUAUGGAUCGUAUCGGCGGCUACACUUGUGAUUGUGACGAGGGCUACGAAGGAGAUCACUGCCAACACGAAAUUGACGAAUGCAAAAGAUAUAGUCCCUGCGAGCAUGGAGUGUGCACAGACGGUAAAGCCGAUUAUUUUUGCAAUUGUGAACCGGAAUACGGUGGCAAAAAUUGCUCGGUAAAGUUAAUGGGCUGUCAAGGCAAUGCCUGUCAAAAUGGAGGCACUUGCUGGCCCUAUCUAGUCGAUGAGACCAUUCACAAGUUCAAUUGCACGUGUCCCAACGGCUACCAUGGUGAAGUUUGUGAUUAUGUGACGACAAUGUCUCUAAGCGGCAGCUCGUAUGUCUUGGUGAAUACCACGCGCGACGAGGGCUACGAUAUCCAAUUUCGCUUCAGGACUACCUUACCGAAUGGUCUGCUAGCUAUUGGUAGGGGUGUGACCAUUUAUAUUCUUCAGUUGGUGAACGGCAAACUCAAUAUACAUUCUAGUAUAUUAAAUAAAUGGGAUGGAGUCUUCGUUGGUAGUGGACUCAACGAUUCCAAUUGGCAAAAGGCCUUUGUAGCGAUUAAUGCGACUCAUCUCGUUCUUUCCGCCAAUGAGGAACAAACUAUCUAUCCCAUCAGUCCCAAUGAAGGUUCUAAUUCAUCGAACCACACAUCUUUCCCUACGACUUUUGUGGGCGGAAGUCACAUCAGCUCCUUGAGCUUCUUGAGAAGAUUGUCUCGCUUACCUUCGUUUACUUUCUUUGUCGGCUGCAUGGAAGAUGUUGUCAUCAACGGCGAAUGGGUCUACUCCGGCACCACAUCAAAAACUGUGUACAUGGAGGAUGUGGAAGCGGGCUGUCCUCGAGAAGCUCAAUGCUCACCAAACCCUUGUAAAAAUAGCGGUCACUGUACUGAUCGUUGGCGUGAUUUCUAUUGCAAGUGUGAGCGUCCUUACCUUGGUCACACAUGCCAGUACAACAUGACAGCAGCCACCUUUGGCUACGAGAAUAUCACGAAUGGUUACGUGACCGUAAGGGUCAGCGAUGCGGCCAGACGUACUGUCAGCUCGGUCGUUGAUAUCUCUAUGUUUAUUCGCACACGGGAGAGCUACGGUGAUAUUUUCUAUUUGGGUACGGAACCAGAUUCUCAAGUCGAUCAGAAGUCUCAAGAGAAGACCUACAUAGCGGCACAAUUGGAGGGCGGGGAAUUGCGUGUGAGGAUUCAAUUUAACGGCACGGAAGCUUACACCGUCGGUGGUGUAAAGCUCAAUGAUGGAAACAACCAUCUGAUCCAAGUGGCGAGAAAUGUCACUCUCGUUCAAGUGAAAAUCAACGGUACUGAAUACUUCCGCAAAACCAUUAGUGCUACAGGUGAUCUAAAUGUUACCGUUUUCUAUCUGGGAGGACUUCCACAGUCAUCACGAUACAUUCGUCAAGUUGAUAGUAGACAAAUGGAAGUGCAACAAAUGCCACAAAUUAAUUUCAAAGGCAUUAUCCAAGAUGUGCAGAUAUCAAACGGUACAAGAACAAUGGUCGUGGAAUUUUUCCCGCUAAAGGCACAGGACAUUCCUGCACUUAUUCAAUUCGGCAAUGUCUCCUUCGAUCCUGAAAAAGUCCUCGAGGGUGUGGUAUCGGAUGAUGUGUGUGUAAGCAGUCCGUGCAAUCACAAUGGCACAUGUCAUGUCACGUGGAAUGACUUCUGGUGUCAGUGCCCGCGGGGUUAUACCGGCAAAACUUGCCAAGAGAUGGAAUUCUGUCAAUUGCAAGACUGUCCGGCAGGAUCACGUUGCCAGAACCUUGACGACGGUUACGAAUGCAUCGCCAACGCGACCUUUGACGGUAUUUCCACUGUCUUCACGUAUACGUACGGUCGCGUUACAGAUAUUGCCAGUGAUCUACCACUUGAUACCAUCGAGAUCACUUACCGAUCCAAUAUCGGUGGCACGCUACUUCACAUAGCGCCUCACAUGGGUGACCAACAUUUCACCGUGUCUGUCUUCAAAGACAACGUUACUGUAUCCUGGCGGCUCGAUUUAGAAAAUCAAAAUAAUGUCUCUUUUGGUAAGAGUCAACCUGACGGAAAUUGGACUUCAUUGCUCAUCAAACUGAAUAACAAUUCUGUGGAGUGCGGUUACGCUAAUCCUACUGAAGAGCAGCCUCAUAUAAGUCUCAACUUUAGCUUCCAACUGUGGUAUGAUCUACUGGUAACAGGAACAGUUAUCCUCGGUGGAAUUUCCUCCAGUGCUUUAUCCGACAAGGAUACUUAUCUUACUGUUGGAUCUAGAUCUGAGAAUAGAAACGGAAUUGAGGGCAAUAGCGUGGAUUAUGAACAUAGAUUGACGACCAUGCCUCCACAUAGUAUGAUAUCCGGAGAACCAUUUAAGGGCUGUCUCGGUGAAGUACGUAUCGGCAGUAUAUUGUUGCACUAUUUCACCUACGAAGAAGUUUAUCAGAAUGCGAACUUCACCCCGUUGGAAUAUCUGGAAUUGCAGGGUAACGAUAACGCCACUCAUCGCGACAGCAUCGGUUGUCAAUUGUGUUUCGACACGGAUUGCCAAAACAAUGGUUAUUGUUUCGAUAAGGCCAAUAGUUACAUGUGCGAAUGUCCGGCAGGUUAUGCCGAGGACGACUGUUCUUUUAAUAUCGACGAGUGCAUCGACAACAAGUGCCAAAACGGCGCGACUUGUGUCGAUGGUAUUGCCAAUUAUACCUGCGUAUGCAAGAACGGAUGGCAAGGAUGGCUAUGCGAUAGUGACAUCAACGAGUGCGUAACGCUUAGUCCGUGUAAACAUGAGGGCAUAUGCGUAAAUCUACCGGGCUCAUUCAGGUGUGAGUGCCCUGAUCAAUUUACUGGUGAACUAUGCGAAAGCUUCCGAUUAAUCACCUGCAAGAAUGAGCCAUGUAAGAGCGGAGCAACCACGUCUUGCUUAGACGAACCGAAUCCAAAGACCGGUAAUAACUUCACCUGCAAUUGCGCACCCGGCUACGACGGCCCGACCUGUGACACACCCUAUUGUUUCCACACAAAGUGCCAAAACGGAGGCAGAUGCGAAUUCCUCAUUCCAUAUAAGGCGCCAAAAUGCAUCUGUCUUGUCGGUUACACUGGUACGUACUGCGAGAUCAACAUUGAUGACUGCGCGGUGGAUUCUGAGGGCAACGGGCCUUGCCAGAAUGACGGCAAGUGCUAUGACGGAGUGAACAAAUAUGUGUGCGAUUGCCAGGGUACUGGAUACUCCGGAAUUAAUUGUUCCGUCGAUGUGAAUGAGUGUCAGGAUUUAGAGAUCGAUUGUGGGCACGGUAAAUGCGAGAAUCUGCCUGGUAUCUAUCAGUGCAUCUGCGACGACGGCUAUUGCGGCUACAAUUGCGGCAUGGCGAAUCCAUGCCAGGAUGAUUUCUGCCACAAUGGUGGCACAUGCGAAUGUGGUGACGAUGGUGAAUACAUAUGUCGAUGCACUCCUAAUUACACGGGACGAAAUUGUACAGAGCUGGAAUAUAAUUAUUUAAGCGGCCAAGCUCUCGACAUAGUGGUAAUCGUAGGCCCGAUCGUGGGCUGUCUCCUCCUAAUUGCCAUCGUAUCUCUUAUAGCGCUUUUUAUGAUGGCUAGGAAAAAACGUGCAACACGUGGCACAUACAGUCCAAGUGCUCAGGAGUUCAGCAAUCCAAGAGUGGAGAUGGAUAAUGUAAUGAAGCCUCCACCAGAGGAGAGAUUGAUUUAAUCGUGACAAUCGGAAGAAGAUAAACCGUAAUUAGGUAAU